UACUAAUGUAUACAUAUGUACAUAUGUAUCUUUUCAAUUUCAGUUGUCGGCAGCAUAAGCUAUCCCAAUGCUUCAAGCGCAAAUAACGGCGCUCAGCAGGAUCCUUUAAAAUCACAGUCACAAGUGCAACUAGACCAACUGAAAUUAACUAACGGCAAAUCCAGUGAUAACGUUAACAAUCUGAAUAAAAUAUUGGACUCUGAUGUAAUGGUACCUACAUCUAAUUUACAAAAAUUCAUCGAAAAUGCAGAUAAAAUAUUAAGAAACAUCACAGCAUUGCCAACGGCAAAUGAAAAACUGUCUUCUAAGGAUUCGAAAGGCAGCAAGCAGUUAACUGAAGAAAAUACUAUUGUUAAGGCCGCGAAGGUAGAGGACAUUGGUACCGAUGAGGAAGAAGCGAACGACGAUGGUGCACUGCCUCCAUCCGUAGUGAUGACUAUUAAACGUCCUGGAAGUGCCAGUGCUGUACAACAACAUUCAAAUGAAAAUCGAGUGGUGAAAAAAGUAGAAACAAAAGUGACCAUAAAUAAACCUAAGGCAAUACCCAAAGUGCAACCUGCCAGCCAUCCCGUACCACGCAACAAUACCGACCACACCAAAGGUAUACCUACGAGUGAAAUAUAUGAGUCGGGACACUUGAAUGAGGAAAUAAAUUUUGCAAAGAUUUGUCCAAAUCAAGGUGACGAUUUAAAGCUGCUGAUACUUAUCUCGUCCGCGGUAAAUCACGCAGAAGCACGUCUUGCCAUACGACAGACCUGGGCACACUAUGGUACUCGUCGGGAUGUAUCCAUAGCGUUUGUCUUGGGCCGUACGACAAAUGAGAGCGUAAGCAAGGAACUGAGCAUUGAGAAUUUCAUUUAUGGUGAUGUGAUUCGUGGCAACUUUAUCGACUCGUAUACCAAUUUAACACUGAAAACCAUUUCCACAUUAGAGUGGGUUGAUCUGCACUGUCAGCAUGCCAAAUUUAUAUUGAAAACGGAUGACGAUAUGUUCAUUAAUGUGCCGAAGCUACUACAAUUCAUAGAUGGCCAUUCUAAAAACAAGCGUGUCAUAUACGGACGCUUGGCGAAGCAAUGGAAACCCAUAAGGAAUAAAAAAUCAAAAUACUACGUGUCAACUGAUCAAUUCAGUCAGCCACUAUUUCCCCCAUUCACCACCGGUCCAGCGUAUCUCUUAACAAGUGAUGUCAUACAUAUGUUGUAUGAAAAAUGUCUUCAUCAGGUCUACUUGAAAUUGGAGGACGUCUUUACUACAGGGAUUGUUGCGCAACAGCUUGGCAUCAAGCGCGUACAUGCCAAUGAGUUCCUUAAUCGGCGAAUUGCUUUCAAUCCAUGCAAUAUACGCAAAUUAAUCAGUGUACAUAUGGUCAAGUCAAAUGAACAAUUUGAUCUUUGGAAGAAAUUGCUGGAUAAGAGCACCAAGUGUAAAUAGUAUUUUAGGUUUAUACAUUAAAGUCAUAUAACACUGAGCUGUAGUUGUAAUCGUAUUAGAAUAAGUAUCAAUUUAUGAUAGAACCCUGGACUAUUUUUUAUUUUAAAAAAAGUUACACUUUAUUUGAAAGAACUACAUACUUACGAGUAUCUAUACUCAUAUGUAUAACAAAAUUUACGAAAGUAUACAUUUACUAAAUAAUAAAGUGGCAUAGUUUAAACCUCUGCAAAAAUUAUACUUAUA
Molecule: messenger RNA, 1674 nt
Organism: Rhagoletis pomonella (apple maggot)
Lineage: Eukaryota; Metazoa; Arthropoda; Insecta; Diptera; Tephritidae
Product: beta-1,3-galactosyltransferase 5-like
Exons: 3
Coding region: 16-1431 (471 amino acids)
Cellular component (GO): membrane
Molecular function (GO): hexosyltransferase activity
Source: RefSeq, a predicted model, not a curated record